UGCUUGUUGACUGCGAUUGUAGUGAAGGAGUGCAUUGACAUGCAGAGUAAAUUUUUACAAUAAACUACAGUAAAUGAGUAUAGAAAUAUAUCAUUAUCAUCAAUAGACAGCAAAAACAUUUCUUUUAAGCCUCCUAACAGAAUAUCACAUGUUCUUGACCACAGCCGAGCCUUCAAGAAGUGAAAUUUCAAAAGCAGAAGUUUAGAGGAGUGCAGCAUCUCACAUUUAAUUCCAGUAGACUGAAUGUGUCUAUUGCAAUAUGAACAUUCCCGGGACACAUAGGAUGGACAGAGAAGAUGAAGAAAUUAUGGAUAUCUAUGCUAAUGCAGAUCCUGUAAACAGUCUUGAUGUCAGGACAGAAAACUCAUACACCGAAAGACACCAAACACUUCAACACACAGGAAGUGUUCAUGUGAGGAUGAGAAGCUCCAGAGCAUUUACAGUGUGUUUGGCAAUGCUGUGUGUUCUUCUGCUGACUGCAGUCAUAGUGCUGGGAGUCAAAUUCAAUAAAAACUACAGAGAAGAGACACACCAGCUACUAAAUAAAGAAGAGAGAGCUUGCUUAUCAAAUAAUUGUGACCUGAUUAAGCAAAGACAGAAUAUGGAUGGAUGGGUGUGCUAUCAAUCCAGUCUUUACUUCAUCUCUUUUGAGAUGAAGAACUGGGAUGAGAGCAGAUCAUACUGUCUGAAGAAAGGAGCAGAUCUGAUCAUCAUUAACAGUAGUGAGGAACAAGACUUUAUUGAAAGGGUUCCUGGUGAUACUGGAGUCUGGAUUGGUCUGAGUGACAGAGAUGUAGAGGACACAUGGAAAUGGGUUGAUGGCAGCAAAAUGACUUUUAGGUUGUGGAGGUCUCCAGAGCCAAAUGGAUAUACAAAAGAAAACUGUGUUUUAGCUUAUGCAUCAGGGUGGAUUGAUCAUGGGUGUCAUAAAGAAUUUAAAUGGAUCUGUGAGAAGAAUAUUUAACGUGAGUUAUUACAUGAGAUGCAAGCUUAUGUAAUACAUAGAGGAGCAAUUAUGUUUGUUAAAUUUGUGAAAAAACGAUCAACUGCAAAUGUUUUUUUGUUUGUUUGUUUUGUUUUGUUUUGCAUAUUCUUCUACAAGUCACACAUGGGGGAAAAUGGUGUUGAAAAAACUUUCAUUCUGAAAUUGCUAGUAAAUUUCACAAACUAUGAAGAAAGGGCAACACAAUGAAUUAAACGUGAAAUCUUGAAGUAGAAAAACUAGUAAAAAAAAAUAGUAUUUUAUUGAAAAAUGUAAUCCAGUAAUCUUGGUUUUAUUUGUUUUUUUUUUUAUUUUGUAACUUUGAAAAAAUACCUUCAUUAUUAAAUCACUGAGCAAAUUAAUUUGUG
Molecule: messenger RNA, 1350 nt
Organism: Cyprinus carpio (common carp)
Lineage: Eukaryota; Metazoa; Chordata; Actinopteri; Cypriniformes; Cyprinidae
Product: CD209 antigen-like protein C
Exons: 5
Coding region: 260-964 (234 amino acids)
Source: RefSeq, a predicted model, not a curated record